AUUGCUGUUGCCGACAACAACGGAAGCAGCAUAAACAACAACAACAACAACAUAAUUCACAUUGGAUUAAACAACUUCAACUGCUUUGCAUUGUGCUGCUGGUGCUGCUGCUGUUGCCCUCGAGCUGCCACGGGCAGCAGCAGAAGUUUCGCACCACGCCCCACGAUCUGCAGGUGCUGGAGGGUGCCGAGGCGAUGAUGCGCUGCGAGGUGGCCAAUGUCGCCGGCGCCGUGCAAUGGACCAAGGAUGGCUUUGCACUCGGCUUCUCGGCCGUAAUACCCGGCUUUCCGCGCUACUCUGUGCUGGGGGAUCGCAAACAGGGUGUCUACAAUCUGCGCAUCUCCAAUGCCUCGAUCAAUGAUGAUGCCGAAUAUCAAUGCCAAGUGGGUCCAGCGCGCCUCAACUCGGCAAUACGGGCGAAUGCCAAGCUCACUGUCAUAUCGCCUCCUUCGUCGAUCGAGAUCAAAGGCUACAGCCACAACUCCAAGGUGGAAGUGCGCGAGAAUCAGGAUCUGACGCUCACGUGCAUCGUGGCCAAUGCGAAGCCGGAGGCACAAAUCGUUUGGUAUCGCGGAAAUGUCGAAUAUAAGCCAGAAAAACGGGAAGACAAGGUCGAGGAGUCCACGCCCAAACGCUUUACAACCACCUCGAGUCUGAAACUGAAGCCCGGCGCGGAUGAUGACUACACGGAAUACACCUGCCAGGCCAAGCACAAGGCUCUGUCCCCGGACAUGCCCAUGCGUUCCACCGUGCAACUGUCCGUGUUGUAUCCGCCGGGACCGCCGUACAUUGAGGGCUAUUCACCCACUGAAACGCUGCGGCGCGGCCAGACGGUGGAGCUCAUUUGUCGCAGUCGCGGCGGCAAUCCGCCCGCACAGCUCAUCUGGUACAAAAACAAUUCACAAAUACGCAUGGCCUACAGAACCUCGGGCCGGCUAUCGGAGAAUAUCUACACGUUCACAGCCGAGGCGAGCGACAACAAGGCGCGUUUCCGUUGCGAGGCGAGCAACGUGAUGUCGCAGACGCCGCUCAAGGCGGAAGUUGAUUUGACUGUGCUAUUCGCACCUUCGCAAGUCACUGUGACAGGACCGACGGAGGCGCGCGUCGGCGAUGUGGUGCCGCUGAUGUGCACGACAGCGCCAUCGAAUCCGCCCGCCGAGAUCAAGUGGAUGGUGGGCGGACGGCAGAUACGCAAUGCUACCUCCAAGACGACCAUCAGCCCAGAGGGCGGCUGGACCACCAGCUCGAACAUCACCACCAUUGUGGAGCCCAACAAGCGCUCCCUGGUGGUCAUCUGCCACGGCCUCAACAUGCAGCUCACCGAGAAUGUGGUCUCCACGCAUACGAUUAAUGUUCUGUAUCCGCCCUCUCCGCCAUUAAUUUCGGGCUAUAUGGAAGGACAAAUUAUACCAGCCGGGUCGGUGCAAAAACUCCUCUGUGUCUCAUCGGGCGGCAAUCCGUUGGCAACGUUAACGUGGUACAAAAACGACAAACGGAUCAACUCUAUAAUUCGGGCGGCCGACAAAUCAGUUUCGGCCGAAAUAACUAUUUUGGCCAACGUCACCGACAACCAGGCGCAAUACCGUUGCGAGGCCUCGAACAGUGCCACCGAGAUACCGCUCUUCGAGUCCACCACACUGAGUGUGCACUUUGCGCCAGAGACGGUAAAAAUACGCAUUGAACCGGAAGAGCUGAAACCUGGCAUGGAGGCGACCAUCAUUUGUGACUCCAGCUCAAGCAAUCCGCCGGCAAAGCUGUCCUGGUGGAAGGAUGGCAUAUCCAUUGAAGGCAUUAAUAACACGUCCAAGCCAGGUCUCUGGGGCGGCACAGUCUCAACGCUCGAGUUCAGGCUAAACAUCACCCAGGAAAUGAACGGUGUGGUCUACACUUGCCAAAGCGCCAACGAGGCACUGCAGCGCAGCGUGCACGAGGCAAUCAGCCUGAAUGUCCUAUAUCCUCCCAAGUUUGUGCCGCCGCCGUCGUCCACAUCGGUGGGCCUGGAGGGCGAGUCGUUGCAGGUGCCGCUGCAGGCGAACGCGAAUCCAGCGCUAAUUAGCUACACCUGGACUAAGAACGGCACGCCCAUACCGCAGGACACCAGCGGCAGCGUCUCGGCCGGCGAGCAUCGCAUCUUUGCCGAUGGCGCUGUGCUCAACUUCACAAAGCUGCACCGGGAGGACUCGGACAUCUACACCUGCACGGCGAGCAAUUCGCAGGGCAAGGCGAGCAUCAAUAUCACAGUCGUUGUGGAAUACGGCACCACCAUCAAGUCCGUCUCGGAGAACAUUAUUGUGAAUCCCGGCGAGGAUGCCAUGCUGUCCUGCAGCGUUGAGGGCAAGCCGCUCGCCGAGGAGCACGUGAAGUGGGAGCGCGUGGGCUACGACAUGAAGGCCAAGACCACGACUACGUUCACCAAUGGCACCGCCUACCUGCACAUCAAGAACGCCCAGCGCGAGGAUGUGGGCAACUUUCGCUGCGUGGCCGACAAUCAUGUGGCCAAUCCGACCAAUCGGGACGUGCUGCUGAUAGUCAAAUUUGCUCCCGAGAUCGCCAAGUCGCCGACGCUGCUGCGUGCCGCGAGCGGUACGGGCGAACGGGGGCGCUUGCCCUGCCGGGCGCAGGCGUCGCCCAAGCCGCAGUUUAUUUGGCGCCAGGACGGCAAGGAUCUGCCCAUCAAUCAUACGUUCAAGUAUGAGCUGGAGGAGCGCAAAAUAGACUCGCUCACCUACGAGUCCUCGCUGAUUGUCGAGAAGGUGGCGCCCGCCGACUACGGCGCCUACGAGUGUGUGGCGCGCAAUGAGCUGGGCGAGGAUGUCGAGACGGUGCGUCUGGACAUUACCUCCCCGCCAGAGCCGCCGCUCAGCCUUAAUAUACUGAAUGUGACCCACGACACGGUCACCGUGGCCUGGACGCCAGGCUUCGAUGGUGGCCUGAAGGCCUCCUACCGUGUGCGCUAUCGCAUGGCAGACCGCGAGCAGUAUAAAUAUGUCGACGGACUGCCCAACAGCCACAAACUGACCAUCGGCGGACUGCGCAUGAAUACGCUGUAUCUGUUCUCGGUGAUGGCAUGGAACGAUUUGGGCCAGAGCUCCUACCUGCCGGAUUUGACGCGUGCCCAGACCAAAGCAGAAGCGCCGCCACCCUCACAGCCGGCUUCGUCGCUGGGCGGCGGACCGCCAACCACCAGUCAGACACCGCUGGGUGGCACAUCGGGCAUGCUGCUCGUUGGCGUCGCAGCGGGCAUUACGGUGGUGCUGCUCAACGUAUUUGUCAUCGGCUGUUGUCUUCACAAGCGCAACGAGAAGCGCCUGAAGCGAGUGGCGGAAACUACAAAUCAACCAGGCAAAACGGCGACCAUCGAAAUGUACGCGCCCAGCUCGUACAAUGACACCGUCACCGGCGAGACGCUGUCCAGCGUUUCGGAGAAGAGCGAGUCCUACUCCAAUGAGGGCAGUCAACCGGAAUAUAUUGACGAGGCACGCAAGAAGGCGGCAUCGACAUAUCUGGUUGAGAGCACGGACAUGCCACCGCCCAGAUACCAAAAGGAUGGCACACUGCCAGCAUUAUAUCCAAAUAAUAUGGCCAAUGCCUGCACAUUGCCACAUCCGCGGCACAAUAAUGGCCAUGCCGCAUCCAUUGCCGCUGGCCAUAUGACGCGCGACGAUCAGAUGCUCAUCAGCAAGGGCGUCUAUAUUCCGUCCCCAUCGCCAGCACCGCCGCCGGACGGCUCCUAUUACAAUAUGAACAGCGAACGAUAUCUAUCGUAUCCCCCAAUGGAAUAUCCGACUGCGCUGGACUUUAGUGCGCCGCCGUUGCCGCUGGCGCAUCUGCAGCCCAUGCAGCCCAUGCAGCCCAUUACGGUUACCUCGCAGGCGGCGCUGCUGGCGGCGAGCAAUGGCGGCGCCACGCUGGUGGGCAAUGGCAGUGCCACAGGUGGCACGCUGCGGCGCGGCAUCUUGCGCGGCGUGGUGGGCGUCGGCGUGGGCGUGCCACCGCCAGAUGUUACGCAUCACACCUCCGGCUCCGCCUCCGCCGGCGGCAGUGGCAUGCAAAUGCUGCACGAUCUGCAUCCGGUGAAUCUCAGUGCCACCACGCUGACCACGAGCACCACGCUCAAUGGCAGCAUGACGACAGCAUUGCCGCUGGCCACAUCGACGCUGCCCCGCCAGCCGCACGGCAUACUCAAGGAUCCCAAUCGCAAUAAGCAACAGCAGCAGCAGCAGCAGCAGCAACAACAACAGCAGCAACAGCAGCAGCAGCUGCUCAAUGCUAGUUUAGUGGGCGUGCCCGUCUCGGGGGCCGUGGGCAGUUUGCAGAUUCUGAAUCUGAAUCCGGUGAGCAACGCGGCGCUGGGCAACAAUCUGCUAAUGACUACGAGCGCCACCUACGACCCGGCCACGCUGAGCAGCUUCAAUGCGAGCGCCGCUGGCGUCGGCGCUGCAGUCGGAGCUGGCGUCCAGGUGGCCUACACAGAUGCGGAUGGGCAUCUCGUAUAGCUGUAGGCCGAGACUGGGGCCAGCUCUGAGUCCCGGUACUAAGGAUGGCGCCCAGUCUGUCCAAGCAUCUACACAUAUACAUAUACAUACAGGCAUACACAUCUACACAGAUAUACAUACUAUAUCUAUACAUAUAUAUAUAUAUAACUAACUGUACUCCACACUCGACUCGUAGCUAGUUUAGAAGCUUUCCCUCUCUACAUUUAAAUGUGUGUUUGACUGUGUGUGUGUGUGUGCGUGUGUGUGCACAGAAGUAUAUCCUAGAUGUGUGUUAUACGCCAGGAGAAGAAGUUAACAACUGCAAUUAGCAGAUACCCUGUGAAAGGAUAAAAGCUAGAAAAGCUUUAUGUGAUGACUCUAGCUAAAAGAUUUUACUGCUUCUAUCAGAAUAAUUAUAGGGUAUAAAUAAAUAAAACAAAUGAUCAUUAGGCAGAUACUCCUUAAAAAGUUAACAGCUUGGGUAGUCAUGAAGGAAAAUGGAGGAAAAUGUAGAGAAGAGAUAGACUAUGACAUGGCUUCUGCUAGCUGCAGCAUACACCACAUGAUAAAUGCAGUACAGGGUAUGCAAGCAGCAAAUGCCCUGUAAGGAGUAAAAUCAAUAUGUAGAGAGUUGUAUGCUACCCCAUGCGAUAAACUGCUUUGCAGAGUAUAGACAGGACUUCAAUUAUCUUAUUUAAAGAAUUUACAUACCGUGUAAAACGCCAACAACUGAGGUAGCUAAGCACGAAAUUUCAUUUCAAUAGUGUAACGUCAGGUUUUCUGCCACUUUCGCCUGCCUCGCAUACCCCACUCGCCCCCUUUGGGAUUGCAGAGUAUUGCCAGUGCCCAUUACCUUAUUCAAAUCAGCUACAGAAUUAGUUUAUGUAAAUUUUUAAAACGAUUCUCACUUGCCCAUAAGACACUGCACGCUGUUUAUUCAGAUAAACAAGCCCCAAAGACGAUCUCAUGCCGCUGACCAGUUCGUCUGCUCGCAUCUCCAUCUGUCUCCGUCUGUCGCUUUGUCAGUCCGCUGGAGGAUUUGCGUUUUGCUAAUUAGCUUUCGCAAGCAGCAAUAACAGCAGCCAUAACGAAAAACUUUGAGCGGGACGACAGCAAGGGCAGCAGGAGCAGUGGCAGCAGGAGCAGCAGCAGGAAGCGGUCAAAAUUUUUGGGAAAUUAGUUCAGUGGAACGAACGACACAAAGAGCCGCGCAGCCGUUUGACAGCUCCCUGGGGCGUGCUCAGGCCUCAAGUCGAUGGGCACGUGAUUGCGCUAGAGGAGCGCUCACUGGGCGUGGCCAAAAAAAAAUGGAAAAGUUAAAGCGAACUAGUUGGGAGUGCACGACUAGAUGAUACCCUGAGACUGAAACUGAAACUAAAACUGAGACAGACAGACAGACUGGGACUG
Drosophila arizonae is the source of this 5882-nucleotide messenger RNA. It is a transcript of the gene sns, whose product is annotated as nephrin adhesion molecule sticks and stones. Gene Ontology annotation, cellular component: plasma membrane; cell-cell junction. The record is from RefSeq and is a predicted model, not a curated record. Gene Ontology annotation, molecular function: cell adhesion molecule binding. Gene Ontology annotation, biological process: cell-cell adhesion. Lineage: Eukaryota; Metazoa; Arthropoda; Insecta; Diptera; Drosophilidae.